Prionailurus viverrinus (fishing cat) is the source of this 533-nucleotide messenger RNA. It is a transcript of the gene DPPA5, whose product is annotated as developmental pluripotency associated 5. Gene Ontology annotation, biological process: regulation of gene expression. Gene Ontology annotation, cellular component: cytoplasm. The transcript is spliced from 4 exons. Lineage: Eukaryota; Metazoa; Chordata; Mammalia; Carnivora; Felidae. Gene Ontology annotation, molecular function: mRNA binding. Bases 92 to 442 code for a protein of 116 amino acids. The record is from RefSeq and is a predicted model, not a curated record.
CCCACCGGUGCUGGGGAGAGAGUAAGGUGACGGAGGUGGUCACGUGCACGACCUAAGCGCAGGCGGGCCGGCGGAGCCGGAGCGAUUGCAGAUGGGGACGCUGCCGAAACGAAAAGAUAUUCCACCGUGGGUGAAAAUUCCCGACGACUUGAAAGAUCCUGAGGUGUUUCAGGUCCAGACACAACUCUUGGAAGCUAUGUUUGGCGUAGGUGGAUCUCGAAUCCCGUACAUCGAGCGAGUCAGCAAAGUCAUGCUUGAGUUAAAGGUUCAGGAAUCCUCGGGACUCGCCGAGGUCGUGGUUUAUGGCUCUUACUUGUACAAGCUUAGGGCCAAAUGGAUGCUCCAGUCCAUGGCCGAGUGGCACCGCCAGCGACAGGAACGAGGGAUGCUCAAGCUGGAGGAUGCCAUGAAGGCCCUGCAUCUAGGUCCUUGGAUGAAGUGAAGCCAGUUAGCAACCAACGCACCUGGAUGCAGGAUUGAGAGUAGACUGUGGUCAGAGCUGGAAUGAUCUGGCCUGGUUUAAAGUCUGCUCC